This is a messenger RNA of Cyprinodon variegatus (sheepshead minnow), 1953 nucleotides long. Its product is annotated as disks large-associated protein 1-like. The record is from RefSeq and is a predicted model, not a curated record. Gene Ontology annotation, biological process: signaling. The transcript is spliced from 8 exons. Lineage: Eukaryota; Metazoa; Chordata; Actinopteri; Cyprinodontiformes; Cyprinodontidae. Gene Ontology annotation, cellular component: glutamatergic synapse; postsynaptic specialization. The annotation marks the transcript as partial. Gene Ontology annotation, molecular function: molecular adaptor activity.
UUUAACCCACAGGAUGCCUACAUGGAGGAGGAAGGGUCCAGAGGUGACAUGACGAUCCAGUCGGGCCUCAGCAACUCAACAGAGAGCAUCGACAGCAUGAAGGCCUUAACAGCUGCCAUAGAAGCCGCCAACGCUCAGGUCCACGGACCCGCCAGUCAACAUGUCAGCAACAGCACCAUGACGGUCAGCACUGCCAGCUCCUCCCACCUGAGUAGAGGAACGGCUGUCGAAGAACAUCGGGACGAAUGCAGGAAGGAAGCCCUCAGGAAGGGGAAGUGUCUCUCCAUCGGCAUCCAGGUGGACGGACCUGAAGAGGCUCCAGACCCAGAAGAUCCAUCCAAGUUCACCUCAGUAGGGGUGCAGGUGGAGGACGACCGAGGAUAUCGGAGGCUGCAGCGCUCCAACAGCGUGACGGCAGCCGUACAGGCAGAUCUAGACUUACCAGACCUUCUGGACACUCCUCUGGACUCUCCACAUCCUCACCGAGGACGCCUGUCAUCCUGCGGCCUCUCUCGGAAAUAUUCCCGCGAUGCGGCCACCUCCACCGUCAGCAUUCAGGGCUCAGGGAACCAUUACCAUGCCUGCACCUCCGAUGAUUACGAAGAUGUUGGUUUUGACCCCUCCAUCCUCCCCCCACCAGACCCCUGGAUAGACACCGUUACCGACGACCCCCUGGAUGCCAACUUUAACAGCUCUGCCAUCCUGGAGGUGGUGCAACGGUCAGUCUGUCAGAGAGACGGACGCUGGUUCCUGAAGCUUCUGCAGGCAGAGACCGACCGCAUGGAGGGAUGGUGCCGACAAAUGGAGCUGGACCAGCGGGAGAACGACCUGCCUGAAGACAUUCUGGAGAAGAUGAGAACGGCGGUAGGAAGCGCCCAGCUGCUGAUCUCCCAGAAGUUCCAGCAGUUCAGGGAACUUUGUGAAGAGAACCUGGUGAGUGAAAGUUAUUCAGAAACGGAAACAUUUGAGUUAAAAAGAUUCCCUGUUGGAUCCUUCAGUAGUCGUCUGGAGAGGCGACUUCCACCUCCUGUGCCAAAAAAGCCACAUAAAGUGGCCCCCCACCACCACCCGCCGCUGGCCAGAGACCGCUCGCUGGAGAGCUCUGAGAAGCAGCGGCAGGAGGCCAGAAAGCGCCUGAUGGCUGCCAAGAGAGCAGCCUCUGUGCGGCAGAACUCAGCCACAGAGAGCGCCGACAGCAUCGAGAUUUACAUCCCUGAGGCACAGACCCGGUUAUGAAGACGCUAGCAUGGACACGACCUCGCAGAUACACCCGCCAUCCUCCAAACCAAACACGCAGGACUUUUUUCCCCCAGAGGUAGAAACUAAUGUGAAUAUUUCAGGUCUGUGUUCUUUUCAUUUUAACGUCCUCCGUUUUUACCUCUUCAGUCAUUUUUUGAUGAAGUAGCAACAGAAGUUCUACAGGUCCAGUUUUAACGAAGAGUUCCUCUUCCCUGCGACGGUUUUUAUAGCAUCUAGAGGAAGUAAAGGAGAAUAAGCAGCUCUGGAUAUAAGCUGCAGCAGGUUCAUUUACAUUUCAACAGCCAAUAUAGGAAGAUCUGAGGUGGAAGUUGCUUCAGUCCUUCCUGGUAGGACAGGACGUUGCUAAGAACCGCAGAUGAAGCACAGCUUCCUGCAGCUCAUGCUGUACAUCAGCAGAUCUUUGGGGGGGUGCUCCAAAUGCCACCUAAUACUAUUCAUGAGUGAAGGUAGCGGGCAUAGUUUAGCUUUCUGGAGGUCAAAGCCCUUCGCUUCUCCUAAAUGCAGCACAUGAUGGAGGGGGCUCGUACUUUUCUCUGGUUUUUAGAUGAGCUGGAAACAUAUCUUCUUAACCACGACCUGGUGUUGCUGGUCCAAAAGACGCACUCAGAGGAGCAAACCCCAAAGACCAGGUGAUCAUUGGCCGGAGCAGGACGUAAAGACGGACCUCUGAAGUCGAUAACAGUCUCUCUCUGG